Funneliformis caledonium is the source of this 633-nucleotide messenger RNA. The record is from the annotation of a GenBank genome assembly. Lineage: Eukaryota; Fungi; Glomeromycota; Glomeromycetes; Glomerales; Glomeraceae.
AUGUAUAAGCAAAAUUUUAACUUUGUUCUUGAACCUGUUACAUUAAAUGGCAAGAGAAUUCGCCUUGAACCAUUGGUCCCUUCCAUCCAUGCAGAGGAACUAUUUGAGGCUUCACACGCAACCCUUGAAACAAGGAACGUUUUUGAAUAUCUUCCAUAUGGUCCAUCUAAUAAUUUUAAAGAUUUUAUGAAACUUUUAAAUGAUAUCAACCAAGAUAAGCAUACACUUUUAUUUUGCAUCAUUGAUGUUGCUUCAGAUAAGAAGAUUGGAGUUGUUGGAUACUUGGAUACGCAACCAACCCAUAAAAAAGUUGAAAUCGGACACAUAUGGAUUACGCCAUCAUUUCAACGCACUUACGCCAAUACCGAAACCAACUUUCUUUUAUUGCAGUAUGCUUUCGAAUCACUUCAAUAUAUUAGAGUUACGUGGAAAUGUGAUGCCAGGAAUGUCAAUUCACGUAAAGCCGCCGAAAGGUUAGGGUUUAGGUAUGAGGGUACAUUGAGAAAUCAUUUGUUGAUUAGGAAAAUCGUUAAUGGGAUUGAAAUCGUACAUAAACGUGACUCGGAUUAUUUGUCAAUUAUUGAUAGCGAAUGGAAUGGUGUAAUGGAAGAUUUGUUAAAUAAAUUAAAAUGA